AAAGGAUUUCCAGUAGCCUUGAUAGAGCUGAGGGGAGCAAAACUAAAGUUUUUACAACUUAAUGAACAAAAAGUGGGGCACUUGCAGUUGACCCAGAACGUAGAUCCCGGUGUAAACAAACAAACACAUCACAUAAUAGUACAACACAGAGAUAAACAACACAACAUGAAAGUCGUAGAUAAACCAAACAAUAAACGCGACCGUAUACUGGCAGAUGUAGAAAUAAAAGAAGGAGCGGGGUAUAAAGAAGCUCUGCAGAAUAGCCUAAUAGUCAAGAAGGCAGCUACACACUCUGUAGCAAGUGUUAGCUCGAACCCCAAAGCAAAACUAGUGGACGAAAAGCUUCACGAAUCUAGUG
Molecule: messenger RNA, 358 nt
Organism: Dentiscutata heterogama
Lineage: Eukaryota; Fungi; Glomeromycota; Glomeromycetes; Diversisporales; Gigasporaceae
Source: the annotation of a GenBank genome assembly